GUAUGAAUGAAACCAGGCCACACGCUAGUGAGUACGAGACACGCAGUGAACGCCUCGUUGCCUCCCACAGAAACAGACAGGCAGACACACACACACAGUAGGUCACAGCGUCGUGCUAACAAGCGGCACCAGGGAAUGAGCCGAGGUGUGUGCCGCCGUGGUCGUGUGUCUGCUGCGCCGCCGGAACACUUUUCGCCGCCACUUUAAGGGCCUUGUGAGGCUGAGUGUAAGACAACCAUCGAGUUAAUACCCUCACACCUUGAUGAGGAGGUGACGUUGCCGUGGCUCAAGUGACUGUACUGCCACAUCUGAUGGGACACUGACACCAGUAAUACCCUCUUGUCCCUAGUGUGCUGCUCCCCAGUAGUGUUCAUCUCGUGCAGCAAUCCCGGCGGGAGGUGAGGCUGGUGGAAGGCCACACACCACCUCCCAGAUUACCGUCCUUCCCACCCUCGUCCUCGCCGCCAUUCUCAGCCUAUGGGAAUUGUUUUUCUCGAUGUCGCUGGGAGGCUGACGAGACCAUCUUGACGUGGACGCCUCCCCGCGGGCCGGCAGGACACCCCACCCCACACCAAGGAAUCCCCCACCCCCCGCCAGGAGCCCAGAUGACCAGGAUCCUUCAGCUCCUCCUGCGCCUCCUCCUCAUGUGGAGAGGGGUCAAGGGCGCGGCGCUCCCAGUGUUCCCUAGUUUCCUGCCGCCGCUGACCACGACCUUGGUGGGACCAGCUGAGGACCUCACCACCUACCCGGAUCCCAACACAAUCUUUACGCAACAGAACAACACGGAGCUUCGAUCGCAAGUGGGCACAACAGCGGUACUUCACUGUAUAGCGCACAACGUUGGAGAGAACACGGUGUCGUGGAUCAGGCGCCGCGACUACCACCUUCUCACGGUCGGUUCGCAGGCCUACAGCAGCGACGACAGGUUCCAGGUGCGCUACAUCAAGAAUGAAAACGAUUGGCAGCUCCACAUCCGCUACGUGCAGGUGCGGGAUGACGGUGUGUAUGAGUGUCAGGUGUCCUCUCAUCCCCCCAUCAGUUUGUUCGCCACGCUGAGAGUCUUGGAGGCAACGUCGGAGAUCUUGGGUGGGCCUGAGAAGUACAUGACGGUGGGCAGCUCCCUGAGGCUGGUGUGCGUGCUGCGGGACAACACACAGCCGCCCAGCUACGUCUUCUGGUACCACGACGAACAGAUGAUCAACUUUCAUUCUACCAGAGAAGUGAGGGUGGAGAACAACGGGGGCCUGAGCGUUCUCUUCCUGAGUAACGUGAGGCCUGCUGACUCUGGGAACUACACGUGCGCGCCCUCCAACGCACGUCAUUCCUAUAUCAACAUACAUGUGCUGAAAGGUGGCGAGACCCCGGCGGCCAUCCACUCGGGGACCGUCACACUCUCCUGCCCCGUCCUGCUCCUCCUGCUGCUGCUGUGGCUGGGCUGCGGACACUUCACCCUCACCUCCUGUGCCACGACUGUAGAAGGUCGCGGCGUUGGCUUGGCAGUGACCUAAAUCCAAGCUUCAGUAAUGACAAAGAAAAACAGACAAACAGCAGGUGGUGUCCCCGCUUCACCUGGGUUGCUUCUGCCCGGGGACACUCAAGAAUCCUGUCAUCUUGAACACCACCUGCCCAGCGUCCCUCCAGACACACCUCACCAUCUCACUCACUCCACACCAGUCCAGUAUUUUGAUAGAGCCGCGUGUCAGGUACAAGGUGGCGGGUUGGAGCCUGUGGAUGACUGAGAGCAAGGUGGCUGUGGUGGUGGUGGGUGGAUGAGUGUCGCGUAGUGGUGGUGCUGGGUGGCGGUUUGUGUGUGUGUGUGUGUGUGUGUGUGUGUGUUUAUAUAGAGGGUGAAAAAGGUGGCCCAUUUCGACGUCUCUGUUCGUUAGUUAUAAUUUGAUUGUAUCAUUUAGAGGUGAAUUAGUAAAACAGUUGACUUGCUGAAUAAAAUCAACUUUUUUUUCAAAUUAAGUAUGGAUGAGUCACUGACAAAAAGACGUCCUACUUUAUAUUUUACUAAUACUUAUAUGAAUGCACUUUUAAUAGGAAGGAGUAGAUGGACAUCACAAUUUGAGUGUAUGGAAAGGGAAAAUUACCGUGAGUGUGUGUGUGUGUGUGUGUGUGUGUGUGUGUGUGUGUGUGUGUGUGUGUGUGUGUGUGUGUGUGUGUGUGUGUGUGUGCGUGUGUGUGUGAAGAGCGCCCGCCACCAAGGUAUGAGUAGCGACCUGUAACUAAAUAACAGGUAAAUCUGACUAAUCAAUCCUCACCUGAGUGUAGCCAAAAGAGACAAACAAGUAACCGCCUCAUCGCAUUACCUGUGAGGUGUCUAGAGGGGAGGGAGGGACUGGAAUUGAGUUCUUUGUUUUAAAUCUAGAAGUGUAAGAUUUGUAUACUCAUGGAAUUUAUAUACGCACCUGUGUUUGUAUUUUGUGUGUGUGUGUGUGUGUGUGUGUGUGUGUGUGUGUGUGUGUGUGUGUGUGUGUGUGUGUGUGUGUGUGUGUGUGUGUGCGUGUGUAAGUGUA
Portunus trituberculatus (swimming crab) is the source of this 2519-nucleotide messenger RNA. RefSeq names its product neurotrimin-like. The record is from RefSeq and is a predicted model, not a curated record. The coding region runs from base 606 to 1508 and encodes 300 amino acids. Gene Ontology annotation, biological process: synapse organization. The transcript is spliced from 9 exons. NCBI's taxonomy places the organism in Eukaryota, Metazoa, Arthropoda, Malacostraca, Decapoda, Portunidae. Gene Ontology annotation, cellular component: neuron projection membrane.